This is a messenger RNA of Condylostylus longicornis, 1447 nucleotides long. Its product is annotated as hydroxysteroid dehydrogenase-like protein 1. Bases 110 to 1066 code for a protein of 318 amino acids. NCBI's taxonomy places the organism in Eukaryota, Metazoa, Arthropoda, Insecta, Diptera, Dolichopodidae. Gene Ontology annotation, molecular function: oxidoreductase activity. The record is from RefSeq and is a predicted model, not a curated record. The transcript has 4 exons. Gene Ontology annotation, cellular component: endoplasmic reticulum.
CAUACUUUAUUAUGUUCACUCAGUAUGUUCUUAAUUUUUAAGAACGAAAGAAAUGCAAUUUUGCUUAAAAAAAAAAUAAAAAUAUUUUAAAGAAAUUGUGACAAUUAAAAUGUCAAUUGAAUUAAUCAAUUUCGUUUUGUUUAUUGGUGCAGCUACGAUAUCUUUUUAUAUUUAUUAUAAUUUUAAAUCUUUUUUUAGUAUAAUAAUUUCAUUAUUCAAAGAAUAUGUUUAUCCAAAAGAGAAAAUAUGUUUAAAGGAACGAUACGGGAAUUGGGCUGUUAUAACUGGCUCAACAGAUGGCAUUGGAAAAGCAUAUUCUAAAGAAUUGGCGAAAAAUGGACUUAAUAUUGUUUUAAUAUCUAGAUCAAAGGAAAAACUAGUAGAAACAUCCAAAGAAAUAGAAUCAGAAUAUAAUGUACAAUGUAAAUAUAUUGAAGCAGAUUUCAGUCAUGGAUGGAAUAUUUAUGAUCAUAUUAAGAAACAACUAGAUGGCAUUGAAAUUGGUAUUUUAGUAAAUAAUGUAGGACAGGCAUAUGAUUUUCCUGAGAAACUACAUAAUAUUUCUGAGGAGAAAAUAUGGAAUAUGAUACUUUUAAAUAUUGGAGCAACUGCUAUGAUGACACGAUUAGUUAUAAUUCAGAUGAUUAAAAGAAAUCGUGGUUUAAUUGUUAAUUUAGGUUCAUUAUGUCAAUAUUGUCCGGGACCACUUAAUAAUAUGUACGCUGCUGGAAAGGCAUUCGUAAAAUCAUUUACAAAAUCAUUACAAUGGGAAUUAAAAAAUUAUAAUAUUGAAGUACAAUUACUUAAUCCAGGAUUUAUUAGAACAAAUAUGACAAAAUUUUCAAAAAAUUUAACUCAGACUGGAUUUUUUGUUGCUGAUGUUAAUGAUUUUGCAAAAUCAGCUAUUUGGACACUUGGUAGAACUAAUGAAACUACUGGAUUAUUUUAUCAUGGAAUACAAUUUGCUUUAUACAAUGCGUUUCCUGAAAUAAUACAAACUUUUUUUUGUCAAAUACUUGCAAAAAUAUGGCAAAUUGAAAAUUUGCGAAAGAAAUCAAAAGCCUAAGGUCAAUUUUUAAAAGAAAAUUGUAAGCACUACAAUUAUUAAAAGUACUUAACUACAUUUUGGACUAAAAGCAAAUGUUGGGGGCUGAAGUAAAUGUUUAAAUUUAAAUUAUCCAAACCUAUUAUAUUAAUAUGGAAUUAAAUAUGUUAUCAUGUGUAUUACCAAAAAAGUUUUAACAUGAUUUUUAAAUUUAUAUUAAGUUUAUAAUAAGUAUAGCAUAUAAGUUGUUAAUAUAAGAUAAGAAGGGUUCAAUGUAUUUAAUCACAAUUAUUGUUUCUCAAUUGUAGAUAUAUGUAUAUACAAAUGUAUUAAUUUUUUAUUUUUAUCAUUACAUCAGUAAUUUAAUUCCUAUUAAUAAUAUUAUAGUUGUUAAUAUUUUGA